Messenger RNA from Penicillium malachiteum, 1695 nucleotides. RefSeq lists its product as uncharacterized. NCBI's taxonomy places the organism in Eukaryota, Fungi, Ascomycota, Eurotiomycetes, Eurotiales, Aspergillaceae. The coding region runs from base 1 to 1695 and encodes 564 amino acids. The transcript has 2 exons. The record is from RefSeq and is a predicted model, not a curated record.
AUGCCUUCCUCUACCACCGUAAAGGUCGAUCACCAGCGACGACUCUCACAGCAUUCUCUCCCCGAUUCAUCUUCCACAGCCCCAAAGCUUCGACGACGAGCCUCACAAGGUUCUCUCCGCACAAAACCGUCACCUGUUUCUCGUUUUCUCUCCAAGGGUAGUGUGGCAGUUCAUUUCCCUUCGUGGGAGCAUCGCAGUUCUUCCCCCGGGUCGCCGCUCCGCGUAGAAUCUCGAACGCGGUCGGCCGACUCUCGUCUGCGCCUGUCCACCACUGUGUCUCGCGGGCCGAGACCUUUGACAGCUUCUUCUUCCCAAUCGUCACCCUGGAACUCUCCCAAUUCGAAUUCGUUCCAGGGAGACUACCCCACUACUCUGCCACCAACACCACCGGAUGACGACAGCCACAUUGCGUGGAACCCGCAGUCGGAGAUGAUGUUGUUUGAAUCACAUUCACACCACCAUGGCUCCGUCAUGGUGGACGGUCGGGGUAUGGAUACAUCACCGACCACAGGCCCUUCAGAUACUUUGAGCAGUCCUUCCGAUGGGUUAUCACACGGUUCAUCCAGUUCAGGUGGGAGUCCAGGACCUCAUGAUGAGAUGGAUUGCCAACAAGAUGUUGGUUCUUGGUUAGAUCAUGGAAUCAACGUAACUGUGUCAUCUUUGGGAAUCUCAAAUCCACGAGGUGACGCUGUCAAAAUCGUCUCCCAAACUCUUCCAUAUCCUCGAACCUCCGACCAGUCAAUUUCGAUGCCAAGAAACGACAGCGUCUUCUGCUCCAUGGUCCAGGCUGUACACACACACCUUCAGCCGGGUCAAUCUCCUUACAUCAAUGUCACCCACGCCGUCCCCGAACAAUUCAGCUUGUCCAACCUCCCUCACUCUCCUCCAAGUACUCCCCGCUCCCCCACUGCCGCCGAAGAUUAUUUCAACGCAACCGUUUUCUCCAGCGCGGCGGUAGUGGGUGCUUACCAUGAUUUCCGUGGACCUCUCCAACGCCAACUCUCUCACGCUCCCAUGCCCAUUGUCCCUCCUCACAGUGUCCACAUCUCCGUUCUAGAGCGAUACCUCCCUCCUCCUUCAGCACAAGAAUAUAGAGAUGUCUUUUGUCCCACCCGCCCCUCUUUCCUUGUCGACCGUCUCUCCGAACUUUCUCCUAAUGGAGGCUCUCUGCUCUUCGUAUACCCGACCAAGAAGGGAGCCUCGACCUUCAAAUCACAAUACCUCGGUCCAAUCCUCGACCCUCUUCUGCGACAACUCGUCGUGGUGAAUGGAUUAUCAGCGGACGUCGGUCGAUACCUGGGUAAACUGUCAACGGUAUCCCAAAUGGAUGAUUUCGCUACCAUGAAGGCAAACAUCGUAUCUCUCUGUGAAUCUCUCAGCUGCCCCGCAUCUCGAUUCGAGAUUGCGGACGCUGGUCGCGCAAGCGCUCAUCUGGACCGAAGUCUCUGGGUCGAAUGGUUCAUUCACCAGGAGAAGGCUCGGAUGAAGGAGGUUCUCAGCCUGUACUCGAACAACAACCGUCGUUUACCGGUUAACAAAAACAUGAACGCUGGUAUGAGCGAUGGCAAAGAAGUCACCUCGGCCAUGCUUCUGACCGAGAUCUUCGAGGGUAUCCGCAAGCGACCCUAUGGCGAUGACAGCGAGCCUCGAGAUGGGGUUGAACUGGGUGUAUUCGUCAUUCGUCGAACUCAUUAA